AUGGCGUCCAGAAGCAGUGUCAGCGAGCGGACGGAAUCCGUCUCCUCCCAUAGCUACAAAAAGUCCCUCUCGAGUAAGGCCGACCCCAAUGCGGCCCUCAGAGAAGACCAGCCGAUUGCCAAUGCGAUCGGUGGUACAUCCUUGUUCUCUUUACGGUCAAUGCAGCAUCGCGAUGCAAAGGGCGAGAUCAUCACCGACCCGGAUCGAUCUAAUCCGACUCGUCCCCGUCUGGAACGUCCGCUAGAUACCAUCCGUGGAUUUGAGGCGGCUAUCGAGGCCCGACGACGGGAGAAUGCCAUGUAA
Molecule: messenger RNA, 303 nt
Organism: Aspergillus alliaceus
Lineage: Eukaryota; Fungi; Ascomycota; Eurotiomycetes; Eurotiales; Aspergillaceae
Product: DUF2406 domain-containing protein
Exons: 3
Coding region: 1-303 (100 amino acids)
Source: RefSeq, a predicted model, not a curated record